AUGGAAUUCGUUGAUAAGUUCAUGGACUCGUAUUGGGACGUUGCUAAAGACAUUGACUUCAACUCCAAGAAGUUGCAACUGUCCAUCUUCUUUGUGGUGUUCAACCCAUUGUACUGGAACUUUGGAGCCCGUCUCGAGUACAACACCAAACUGCUUUCCAAACUGGCCUUUGGAAGCAAGCUGCUUGCCGUGUACCUGUUCUCCGUUAGUGUGUUCACUCUUGGCCUGAUCAGAGAUCAUGUUUACAAAGAGGCUAUUUUGGAGCAGCCAACCUCGCCGCUGCUGGACGUUCCUCUUGUUAAGGCAUUGGGCGUGCUCUCAUUUGGUGUUGGAUCCGUGUUUGUGUCCAGCUCCAUGUACAAGCUGGGAAUAGUCGGAACUUACCUCGGAGACCACUUUGGCUUCCUCAAGGACGAGAGAAUCACAGACUUCCCAUUCUCUGUUCUUGACAACCCAAUGUAUGACGGCUCCACCUUGUGUUUCUUGGGAACUGCUCUGUGGUACGGAAAGGCCUCUGGAAUCUUCAUUUCCGGUCUCGUCUACGCCAUGUACCAGCUGGUCGAGCUGCUCGAGGAGCCAUUCACCGCCAAGAUCUACCAGAAGCGGGAGGAGCAGAAAAAGGUCAAAUAA
Messenger RNA from Ogataea philodendri, 630 nucleotides. RefSeq lists its product as uncharacterized. Gene Ontology annotation, molecular function: S-adenosylmethionine-dependent methyltransferase activity. The coding region runs from base 1 to 630 and encodes 209 amino acids. Gene Ontology annotation, biological process: phosphatidylcholine biosynthetic process. NCBI's taxonomy places the organism in Eukaryota, Fungi, Ascomycota, Pichiomycetes, Pichiales, Pichiaceae. The record is from RefSeq and is a predicted model, not a curated record. The transcript has a single exon.